AUGUCAGUUUUUAAGCUCGGCAAAGGGGGUGUGGGGGGCAAUGCCCCCAGCAUAAAUGACAAUCAACCAUAUAAACCUAACAACAUUAAACCAAGAGUGGAUGCUAAUGGGAUGAGGCUGGAGUGGGCGAGACCUGACCUAACGCCCGGGUUUGUUUAUGAGUGGGCAGACCAAAAAGAACAUGUAGUGAACAAACAGCUGUCGUACAUAGGAAGGACAUCAGUGGUUAAGGAAAAACUGGAACAUGGAGACAUUUCACUGAAAAUCUCAAAUGUGACCAUCUCUGACGAGGGAAUAUACAGAUGCCUUGUUCCACAAGUGGGUCAAGAGGCCUUCAUUAAACUCAUUGUUGGUGCUGUCUCCUUUCCUACAGUCACUGUAAUAAGCAAAACCAGCAGCAGGGUGGUGUUACAGUGUGAGUCUGCAGGCUGGUAUCCAGAGCCUGAGCUGCUGUGGUUGGACGGUGAGGGAAACCUCCUCUCUGCUGGACCUACAGAGACCCUCAGAGGUCCUGAUGACCUCUAUACUGUCAGCAGCAGAGUGACUGUGGAGAAGAGACACAGCAACAACAUCACCUGCAGAGUCCAACAGAGGAACACCAACCAGAGCAGAGAGACACACACACAUGUUCCAGUCUUGUCCUGGUCUUUGAAAUUGGUCUUGGUUCCGGGCUUACUCGCUGUGUUUCUUAGUGUUCUAUUGAGCAUUCACAGAUGGCGACUUAAGGAAUGA
Molecule: messenger RNA, 732 nt
Organism: Pelmatolapia mariae (spotted tilapia)
Lineage: Eukaryota; Metazoa; Chordata; Actinopteri; Cichliformes; Cichlidae
Product: butyrophilin subfamily 2 member A2-like
Exons: 5
Coding region: 1-732 (243 amino acids)
Biological process (GO): T cell receptor signaling pathway; regulation of cytokine production
Cellular component (GO): external side of plasma membrane
Molecular function (GO): signaling receptor binding
Source: RefSeq, a predicted model, not a curated record